Messenger RNA from Prunus armeniaca (apricot), 1641 nucleotides. Lineage: Eukaryota; Viridiplantae; Streptophyta; Magnoliopsida; Rosales; Rosaceae. The record is from the annotation of a GenBank genome assembly.
AUGGGAAGUCAAGAGCAGCAGCAGAGAGUGAGCACAGAUGGAGGAGCUACACGCAUGGCAGCCAUCUAUUCAGAGGCCACACCACCACCCACCAAACACUUCGACGUUGACCAUAACAUUGACCCCAAAGAUGAUCAACAGAAACCGGGAUGGAGAAAGUUUCUAGCACACGUAGGCCCUGGCUUCCUUGUCUCUUUGGCCUACCUUGAUCCUGGCAACUUGGAAACUGAUCUGCAAGCUGGAGCCAAUCACAGAUAUGAGCUGCUUUGGGUGAUUCUUAUUGGACUGAUCUUCGCUCUCAUAAUCCAAUCGCUUUCAGCAAACCUUGGCGUGACCACAGGAAAACAUUUAUCAGAAUUAUGCAAGGCGGAGUACCCAAAGUUUGUGAAGUAUUGUCUGUGGUUGCUAGCAGAAGUUGCCGUCAUAGCUGCUGAUAUACCCGAAGUGAUUGGCACAGCCUUUGCACUAAAUAUACUGUUCAACAUUCCUGUUUGGACCGGAGUUCUCCUCACUGGUUUCAGCACUCUCCUUCUUCUAGGCCUGCAGAGAUAUGGGGUUAGGAAGCUGGAAUUGUUGAUAGCAGUGUUGGUGUUUGUAAUGGCUGCCUGUUUCUUUGGUGAAAUGGGUUAUGUGAAGCCUCCAGCAUCUGGUGUGCUCAAAGGCAUGUUUAUCCCAAAGCUCAAUGGCCAAGGAGCCACCGGAGAUGCCAUUGCCCUCUUGGGUGCCCUCGUUAUGCCGCACAACCUUUUUCUCCACUCAGCUCUUGUGCUUUCUAGGAAAAUUCCAAAAUCUGUCCGUGGCAUCAACGAUGCGUGCCGAUAUUUCUUGAUAGAGAGUGGAUUUGCAUUAUUUGUAGCUUUUUUAAUUAAUGUUGCCAUCGUCUCUGUAUCCGGCACCGUUUGCCAUGACACCAACCUCUCUGAUAAGGACACCAAAACUUGCAGUGAUCUUACCCUCAAUUCUGCCUCUUUCCUUCUCCAGAAUGUGCUGGGACGGUCAAGCAAAGUCAUUUAUGCAAUUGCACUAUUAGCCUCAGGCCAAAGCUCCACAAUUACAGGCACAUACGCAGGACAAUUUGUCAUGCAGGGUUUCUUGGACAUUAAGAUGAAAAAAUGGGCUAGAAACCUAAUGACCAGGUGCAUAGCAAUUACACCCAGUCUCAUUGUUUCCAUUAUCGGCGGCCCUUCAGGAGCAGGCAGACUCAUUAUCAUUGCAUCGAUGAUACUCUCUUUUGAACUCCCAUUUGCUCUAAUCCCACUACUCAAAUUCAGCAGUAGCACCACCAAGAUGGGACCCCACAAGAACUCAAUCUAUAUCAUUGUGGUAUCUUGGAUUCUAGGCAUGGGAAUCAUAGGCAUCAACAUCUAUUACCUGAGCACAGGGUUUGUGGGGUGGUUGAUCCACAGCAGCCUGCCAAAAGUUGCAAAUGUGUUCAUUGGGAUCUUAGUGUUUCCCCUGAUGGCCAUUUACAUCCUUGCAGUCAUCUACUUAACCUUGAGAAAAGACAGUGUAGUGACAUUUAUUGAGCCCACAAAGAAUGACCCAGCAGCCCAAAACCAAAUGGAAAGUGGGCUCCCUUAUUCUAGUGGGCCCCCAGUGCCCUUCAGAGAGGACUUGGCUGACAUACCUCUACCGCAAUAG